AUGUUAUGCUUUCGGCUUUCCGAAGAUAUCGGCUACGUUUUAUAUUCUGCACUGGGAUCAUUUUACAUACCCUCAUGCAUCAUGGUGUUCGUUUACAUUCGUAUUUAUUUUGCUGCCAAAGCAAGAGUUAGAAGAGGGAUACGUAAACAGCAAAAACCGAACGCGUCGAAAGAAAAAUGCACGAGUUUUACGAACGCUCCAAUCGGGGAUAAUAAUAAAUUAAGAAUGCCCGAUUUAAGUUCUCCCGUUGAUAAAAACAGGAAUUCACCAAUGAAAAACGUCGUGACGAUAGAAACUAUAUCACCUUCUAUACCUCCGACUAUACCCAUAGUGACAUGUGAUUUUGCAAGUGAUAUAAGCACGAGUGAAAAUGCGGAUUUAAAUAAUCCGACCGAAGGAAACGAUAGCGGGUAUUUAGACGCGCCUAAAGACACGUUAAAAAUCGGAGGAGGUGAAUAUGGUGGUGGUAGUAGUAGUAGUGGUAGCUUGUUAUCAACCGCGGCAAAAUUUCGCGGUUCGACAUUGAGCGUGAACGGUGAUCUUGGUACGCAACAACAACAUAGUACUCCUUCGGUCAUAGGAAGAUGUAGAGCACCUAGCGUGGGUAUCGAUACGGAUAUGGUGAGCGAAUUUGAUCCUUCUAGUUCGGAUAGCGGAGUCGUGAGUAGGUGUGCCGUUGUUAAACCUUUAAAAUUAAGAUUUUGCAAACCGAUUUUCGGUAGGAAAGCAUCCAAAGCCAAACGUGAAGCCAUUGAUUUGGGUAAAAUGCCUCCUCUUCACGAACCACAACAACAACCCCCUCCCAACAUUGAAGAACUACCGAGAAUAGAAAAACCUAAAAAUCCGGAGAGAGAAAAGAGACGUAUCGCAAGGAAAAAAGAAAAAAGAGCGACGCUCAUAUUAGGUUUAAUAAUGGGCUCAUUUAUUGCUUGUUGGCUUCCAUUUUUUUUCCUUUAUAUAUUGACUCCUUUAUGCGGAGCCAGUUGCAACGUACCUAAAAGAGCGUUUGCAUUUGCUUUUUGGCUCGGUUACACAAACUCCGCACUUAAUCCCGUUAUAUAUACAAUAUUUAAUAAAGAUUUUCGUAGAGCGUUUAGAAGGAUUUUAUUCAAGUGA
Messenger RNA from Pediculus humanus corporis (human body louse), 1116 nucleotides. Its product is annotated as class A rhodopsin-like G-protein coupled receptor GPRadr1, putative. Gene Ontology annotation, molecular function: G protein-coupled amine receptor activity. Gene Ontology annotation, cellular component: membrane. The transcript is spliced from 2 exons. Bases 1 to 1116 code for a protein of 371 amino acids. Lineage: Eukaryota; Metazoa; Arthropoda; Insecta; Psocodea; Pediculidae. Gene Ontology annotation, biological process: adenylate cyclase-activating adrenergic receptor signaling pathway. The record is from RefSeq and is a predicted model, not a curated record.